ACUUACAAAUGUGUGGCGCAUGCGCGCAAAAUUCGUCAUGGUAGCGCGAGAAAAUUCGUCUGCAAAGUAGCGUUAAAGAACAGUGUAGUGUCAACAAACUUUUACGUUAUUUACACAAUCUAACAAGUUAAAAAAUACCACAAUCAUUAGCCACGUCAACAAUGUCCGCUUACGAUCCACUUCAAACCAAUCGAAGGUUAUGGAACGAUCCUGACAACAUCCUGAACGACAGUCUUGCGGCUACUGUGAUGAUGCACCACGACCUCGUAUAUCACGAUGAUUGGAAGGCUGUCGUACGCCGUGAUUGCGAUAAAUUGAAGAAAAAAGUUAGAAUAAUUAGUGGAGGUGCUGUGAUCGAUGGACCCAUGUACACAGGUUUCAUAGGUCGAGGGAUGCUCACAGCUGCUGUCCUUGGAUUGGAUGGUAGUACGACAUCCAUACCAACUACUGAUACUAUAGUAAAAGUUGUAGAACAUUGUGUAAAGAAUGAUAAAGAAGCAGGAGUUUUACUUCUUAUACACGACUGUGCAGAGUACUUUUUAAAUUUUCUGCAAGCAAAAAAGAAAGCAGAGGAAAUAGGCAUUCCUGUUCAAAUAAUCCUUGUAAGAGAUGAGAUCAACAGCAAGCUUAGUCCCAAGGUCAUAUCAAGCCCAAGAAGUCCUUCAGGGCUACUAUUGCUUUACAAAGUUGCAGGGGCAAUGUCAGAGGAAGGCAAAAGCUUGGAUGAAAUAUAUAAAACCUGCUAUGAAGUUGUGAAAAAAGGCAGUACUUUCAGUAUUGGAGUUUACAUUGUGGAAGCUGUCGAUGAGCCAGUUCAGAUUGAAAUGGCUAGGGGAGAUAGAAUGACAGAUCAUGAUAUGAAGCGUUUUCCUCAUUGUGAUUUUUCAACAAAGAAAAUUGUUGAAAAUAUUAUUAAUGAAAGUAUUCAUGUCAGUGAUUGUAAAAAAUUCCCAGAAGGAUCAAAGCUUGCUGUAUUAUUAGAUUAUUUUGGAAAAUUCACUGAACUGGAAUCCAAUGUUUUCAUUAAAGAGCUGACACACCAAUUAAGUCAGUACAAACACAAAGUCGAACCAAUUUUUACAGGAGCAUUUCAUACCUCUCUUCAAUCAAAUGGAUUCCAUCUGUCAAUUCUUAAUCUGUCAAGCCACAAGGACUUGGAGUAUUAUUUAAAUGCACCAACAUUAGCUUAUUACUGGCCCAAAACUACCAAGUUGAAAGAUAAUGUAAAAACAAAAAGAAAACAAUCUAAAAGUUCUUCAAAGACUGAUAGUUCUAGUUCAAAUUCGAGCAGUUCAAGUUCCGACGACGAUGAGAUUUCUGAAAAGGAAAGAUCAGAGUCUCCAAACGACGGUUUUACGGGAAAAAAUAUUUUCCUAAAAGCAGUCGAGUACGCCUGCGAAGCGGUGAUCGCUUGCGCUAAAAAGAUCGAUAUGUUGGACAAGCCUUCAACUCCCGAAGACAGCAAAAGAUGCGGUACGAGAUUAGCCACUGCAGCCGAAAGCAUAAAAACUUUAAUUCGCGAGAAAGAAUUCUUAGAGAUGAGCUUACCCGAUAUGCUAUUUCGAAUAUCUCUGGUAUUCGAGCAAGAUGAGCAAGAUCCACAAGCUCGAUUGUAUAUGAAAUUUUUCAGUUCCAUUUAUAAAGUAAUAGAUGACCGAUCAGACAGCCAAGAAGAUUUAGACGUCAAAGACUGGAUGUAUGCUUUUGACAAAGCUAUAGACUCCGUCAACAAGGUUGCAAAAGACACGAGGCUUGAAGACGUCUUUCUCGUUGCAAGAGAAGCCUUCGAUGAUGCUUACUUCGACGCCGGUCUCAAUUCCAUCGACGCGAUAGGCGAAGCGGUGCUAAUUGCACAAAAACAGACAUCUCACGUCGUGCCCAAUUCAGGAAAAAUACCCGAAAAGUAUAUGAACGACAAAUACUGCGGGUUUGAUGAACUUGCGGGAGCUCAUGCCGUUGGAGUUUGGAUGAGAGGAGCGUAUGAGGGAAUGAAACUGUUGUAUCGGUUUCACGAAAGGUCUAGUAAUAAACGACCGGCAAGUGAUAACAGUGAGGAUGACGAUGACGCAGGAGCACAAGUAUCGAAAUCUGCUAAAUAUCCUCACGAUGAUAGCAGUUCAUCAUAAAGACUGGUUGUUUUUUUACAUCAUAUAUAUAUUCUUUUUAAAUCUAACCAUUGUAAAUUAUGAGUAGUUGCAAUAAUUUUCUAAAAUAUUCUAUUUUUUUUAGUUUGUUAGCUUUCAAAACACUGUAAAAAGUAAUUAAAUGUUUUUCAAAAUGUAUGUCAAACUGGUUAAUUAACAUCGAAUUUAUAGAUACAUAUAUAUAUAACUAACGUAAAAUAGUUAAUUUUGUAAACAUUUGUUUAAAAUAAUUAUCGAGAUAAAGUCUGAUGCUACCAGAAAUUUUUAUGAGAAUAAAUCUUUAUUACUUCAAA
This is a messenger RNA of Nasonia vitripennis (jewel wasp), 2437 nucleotides long. RefSeq names its product triokinase/FMN cyclase (gene BHD). The record is from RefSeq and is a predicted model, not a curated record. Bases 162 to 2126 code for a protein of 654 amino acids. Gene Ontology annotation, cellular component: cytosol. The transcript has 7 exons. NCBI's taxonomy places the organism in Eukaryota, Metazoa, Arthropoda, Insecta, Hymenoptera, Pteromalidae. Gene Ontology annotation, biological process: glycerol catabolic process. Gene Ontology annotation, molecular function: glycerone kinase activity.